Xiphophorus maculatus (southern platyfish) is the source of this 679-nucleotide messenger RNA. Its product is annotated as C-X-C motif chemokine 10-like. The record is from RefSeq and is a predicted model, not a curated record. Lineage: Eukaryota; Metazoa; Chordata; Actinopteri; Cyprinodontiformes; Poeciliidae. The transcript has 4 exons. The coding region runs from base 86 to 427 and encodes 113 amino acids. Gene Ontology annotation, biological process: chemokine-mediated signaling pathway; neutrophil chemotaxis; antimicrobial humoral immune response mediated by antimicrobial peptide. Gene Ontology annotation, cellular component: extracellular region. Gene Ontology annotation, molecular function: CXCR chemokine receptor binding; chemokine activity.
CCUCUAUCCUUCACAGCUCUUAAGUCAACAAACCUGCUGCUUUCUCAUCUUGACCACCGGCUCUAUCUCAACUAAGAAACCAAAGAUGUCUGGCAUCAUGAAGGUGUUUCUGCUCCUGGCCGUUGCAGUCUGCAUCUCUAAAGCUCAGCUGAAUGAACCAGGACAGAGCUGUCUUUGUCAGCGUGUCAGAAACGGCGUCUUCUCAAAGGCUGACAUAAGGGACAUCCAGAUUUACCCUGCUUCUAUCUUCUGUGACAAAGUAGAGAUUGUUGUGACCAGUGCAAACGGCCGCUACUGUCUGAACCCUGAACUUCAAAUUGUGAAAAAGAUGCUUACCAGAGUCUUAAGGAGAAAGGCCGCCUCCAUUUCCAAGCCCACCAGUCUCAGCAACAGCUCAGUCAGCAGCAGAACCACAGCUCAGAUCUGAUUCUUCACGUUGAGCAAGAACCUCCCCUCACCUCCAGCAACAAAUGCACCUUCGACAAAGACUGCUGAAGCCUAAGCAUAUUAAACUAUAUAGAUUUGUUUUUAUUUAUGCAAAUGUGUGUGUAUGUAGCACAGCAAUCCUGAAUGUCAUGUUUUCAUGCGCCACUGUUCUGAAGUAAGACAUUUUUAUGAUAAUUAUUUUAUUUUUAUUAUUGUCUUUCAUGGCUAUUUUUUUUAAUAAAAAAAAGAAACC